AUGAACAUAGAAGUACAUUCAAUCAACACCGACAACAUGACUGACACACGCACCAAAGAGCUCGAGCUUCUCUCCCAUACCUGGCCUGAAAUUACCAUCACUCAAGAUUCAGCGGUUCUGGAAUUGCCCCUUGAGCUACAGAAUCCAAUCGAAAUUGUUCGUGGUAAUAAGAAACAUUCAAUCUCCCACCUACCACCUCUCAUUAUCUCGAUAACUCUCCCUGAGGGUUAUCCUGAGAAAUUACCACCUACUGUUGAGAUCUCCCACGUUGUCCUGCGGAAUGACGCGAUCACUAAACUUAAAAAGAGGGCCGCCUUUGUUUGGGAGGUGUAUGAACGUGUCCCUAUCCUCUCCGUCUACCUCUCUGAUGUCAUGGAAUUCCUCGACAACCACUUUGAUCCUGACUACAUCAACAUUUCUAACAAUAACCUCGAGCAAGUAGUGGCUUUCGAUCUCCAAGUCAAACAAGAAGCUUUCAACAAGCAAUCGCACGAAUGUGAACUUUGCCUCGAGCCUAAAGCCGGUUCGGACUGCUAUCAAACACAGGACUGCGGACACGUUUUCUGCCUUGAAUGCUUACGAGAAUGUUUCACAUUUCACAUCGAGAGCUCCGGGACAAGGUUGUAA
Periconia digitata is the source of this 627-nucleotide messenger RNA. The record is from the annotation of a GenBank genome assembly. NCBI's taxonomy places the organism in Eukaryota, Fungi, Ascomycota, Dothideomycetes, Pleosporales, Periconiaceae.